GCGGAGGUGGGGCGGGGCAGGGACGUGCUGCCGCGUCCUCACCGGCUCGCUGGGCGGCGGCGGAGCAUGUGUAAGUUGCUGAGGUUGUUGCUGGCUCGGAAUUCGAUUAGUGAAUGCCUGGCCGGACCGUGAGGCCGGCGUCUGUGAGGACGCGGCAGUGGAGGGAAAGGGUAGCCGGAGACCGGUUGGGCACCCCUCUCGGAAGCUGGACGGCCCCGGUUUCGCGGGGGUUGCCGCUCAGCCAGCGGCGGGGAUCAUGGCAUCGCUGGCGGACCGAGUACGGGGCAACGGGCGAAUAGCCGCCGGGCUCUUGUUCAACCUGCUUGUGUCCAUCUGCAUCGUGUUCCUGAACAAAUGGAUCUAUGUGCACCACGGCUUCCCCAACAUGAGCCUGACCCUGGUGCACUUCAUGGUCACCUGGCUGGGCUUGUACAUCUGCCAGAAGCUGGACAUCUUUGCUCCCAAAAGUCUGCCUCCCACCAAACUCCUCCUUUUGGCCCUCAGCUUCUGUGGCUUUGUGGUCUUCACCAAUCUCUCUCUGCAGAACAACACCAUAGGCACCUAUCAGCUGGCCAAAGCCAUGACAACGCCGGUGAUCAUAGCCAUCCAGACCUUCUGCUACCAGAAAAGCUUCUCCACAAGGAUACAGCUCACGCUGAUUCCUAUAACCUUAGGUGUAAUCCUAAAUUCUUAUUACGAUGUGAAGUUUAAUUUCCUUGGAAUGGUGUUUGCUGCUCUUGGUGUUUUAGUUACAUCCCUUUAUCAAGUGUGGGUAGGAGCCAAACAGCAUGAAUUGCAAGUAAACUCAAUGCAGCUGCUGUACUACCAGGCUCCAAUGUCAUCUGCCAUGUUGCUGGUUGCUGUGCCCUUCUUUGAGCCAGUGUUUGGAGAGGGAGGAAUUUUUGGUCCCUGGUCAGUUUCUGCUUUGGUUAUGGUGCUGCUAUCUGGAGUAAUAGCUUUCAUGGUGAACUUAUCCAUUUAUUGGAUUAUUGGAAACACUUCACCAGUCACCUAUAACAUGUUUGGACACUUCAAGUUCUGCAUUACUUUAUGUGGAGGAUAUGUUUUAUUUAAGGAUCCACUAUCAAUUAAUCAGGGUCUUGGCAUUUUAUGUACAUUAUUUGGCAUUCUUGCCUAUACCCACUUUAAACUCAGUGAACAGGAGGGAAGUAAAAGUAAACUGGUACAACGUCCUUGAGAUUUUGUGGAGAAAAGAAAGUUGCCCUCAAGAAGACAAAGAACAAAGUGUGUAAGUUACUUUCAAAAAAGGAAAAAACAAAAUUGCAGUGCAAAAUUCACUGAAUGAUUUACAAAUAGUAAUGCAAAUUUUAUUCAUCAAUAUGACUUUUUUUAAGUACCUUCCUUUUGAACUUAAUUCUCUAAAACCAAAAUGACUUAUGCUUCUUUUCAAAGUUGGUUGUGUGAAAUAUAUAGAAUGGUUUGGUUAUGCCAGAUAGUUGAAAUUGGAAGUUCUGAAGUGAUGACAGAGGAGUUUGUAUUCCAGCACUGCAGAUCUGCUGCGGCUCUUCAGGGUUCAUUAUCUUCUGAGGAAGAGCACAUUGGACUCCUACUUGCUAGUAGAUGGUUUCCCAGUGAGAUUUAUUAUGAUUUUGUUGACAGUGUUUAAGGGGUUCUGGGGAUCAGACCAGUGCCUCACACUUGCUAGACAGGUGCUGCACUGCUGAACUGCAUCCCCAGCCCAGCCUCAAAUCAGAACGUAAAUCUAGCAUUUCUGUUUUAAUUGGUUUAGUGGGAUGUUUUGAUUAUUUCAUUCCUGGAAAUGAAAUUUUUAUAAAAACAAAAUGUAAAGGAGAAAACGACAAUAAAAACCAAAUCAAGUUCUAAAAGUACUACUUUUCUAGUAGAAAACUGAUGUAAGAAGUCUUGCAUUUGGGGACAGGGUUGUGGCUCAGUGGUAAGAACACUUGCCUAGCAUGUGUGAGGCACUGAGUUUGAUUCUCAGCACCACAUAUAAAUAAAAAUAAAGGUCCCUUGACAACUAAAAAAAUAGUAACAAUAAAAAAGAAGAAGUCAUGCAUUUUCAGACCAGGCUUGGUACAGGAGGCUAACAGAAGGAUCACUUGAGUACAGGAGUUUGGGACCAGCUAUGGCAAUAUUGGGAGACCCUGCCUUUGAAAAAAAAGUCAUACAUUUAUGAAAAAAAAAAAAAACUGCUAUUUUGUCUUGUUUUUGAGCUUUCAGUAAACUCUAGAAAUUAUUGUGGAGUUAAAAACAAUAA
Messenger RNA from Sciurus carolinensis (gray squirrel), 2239 nucleotides. It is a transcript of the gene Slc35e3, whose product is annotated as solute carrier family 35 member E3. The transcript is spliced from 5 exons. Bases 257 to 1198 code for a protein of 313 amino acids. Gene Ontology annotation, molecular function: nucleotide-sugar transmembrane transporter activity; antiporter activity. The record is from RefSeq and is a predicted model, not a curated record. NCBI's taxonomy places the organism in Eukaryota, Metazoa, Chordata, Mammalia, Rodentia, Sciuridae. Gene Ontology annotation, cellular component: Golgi apparatus.